Messenger RNA from Musa acuminata subsp. malaccensis (wild Malaysian banana), 1254 nucleotides. RefSeq lists its product as uncharacterized. NCBI's taxonomy places the organism in Eukaryota, Viridiplantae, Streptophyta, Magnoliopsida, Zingiberales, Musaceae. The record is from RefSeq and is a predicted model, not a curated record.
GUCCAAAACCCACCACCGUUCCUGCGCUCGGCUCUUUGGUGUCACUGGUGGCUUACCUCUCUUAGAUCUCCUCUUUCCUCUAAUCGCUACUUUCUUUUCCUUGAUUCUUUGUGUUCGUUGAACGAUCGUUUAUUUAUUGGGUUGUCUUGUGAUUCCUGAUCGGUGCCAAGGAUGGAGGAGUCGGGGAAGAGGGUUUUGUUGACCUCCGGUGGAGAUGAGAUCUCCAAAGGCAUCGCCUACCACCUGGCGAAAUCUGGCUGCAGGCUGGUUUUAAUGGGCGAUGAGGAUCGUCUUCAGAAAAUGGUGGGGGAUAUUAUGAGCUCUUUAGGUGGUUCCUCUCCUUUCAAAGUGGUUGAUUUGAAUAUGGAAGAAGAGCAUGAGUCUUUCUUUGAUGAGGCAGUGGAAUUGGCCUGGAAGCUUUUGGGGUCACUUGAUGCUUUUGUCAGUUGUUAUUCUUAUGAAGGGAAGAUGCAAGAAUGUCUUAAUGUGACUGAAAGUGAGUAUAAAAAGACAGUGAAAGCUAAUUUCAUGGCACCUUGGUUUUUGCUAAAAGCAGUUGCGAAAAGAAUGCGGGAUUUUAAAACGGGUGGUUCUAUAGUAUUCAUAUCCCAGAUAUUAGGGGCAGAAAGAGGCUUGUAUACUGGUGCUGCUGCCUACGGAUCAAGUUUGGCUGCGGUACAACAAUUAGUUCGACUGUCAGCCAUGGAGAUUGGUAAGUACAAAAUACGAGUCAAUGCAGUUGCUCGUGGGUUGCAUUUAGAUGAUGAGUAUCCUCGAUCAGUGGGGAAGGAGAGGGCCGAGAAGUCCACGGCAGAUAUAAUGCCACUGAUGAGGUGGCUUGAUCCGAAGAAUGAUCUUGCUUCCACUGUGAUAUACCUGGUGGGCGAUGACUCCCGCUACAUGACUGGCACUACUAUCUUCGUCGAUGGAGCUCAGUCCAUUGUGAGGCCUCGAAUGCGUUCUUACAUAUAAGCAUUAUAGCUAUUGUUCAAUAAAGCACCUCAGUUAUAGUCUCAUUGACAGAGGGAUAUCUAUAAGUGGGAGUAUGCUUUUGGUGAUUAGUUGUAGGGUUUGCCUUGUGUUGUGGUUGGAUUUAAAGUAUGUAAAACAUAUAAAAGUGGGUGGGUGUUGACAAUUUUUGGCCGUUGCCAAAUGUCUUGCACUUUACGUGCAAUGCCUUCCAAAUGUUUGGUUGGCAUCAGGAUUACAAAUGAAGGAUCAUUGAAAUAUAUAGUUGAUUGAUUGAAUGUAUGA